UUUAUUGCACACCCACCCGAUAAUUAUAUAUUCUGUGAUAUGGAUUUUAAAUGUUUCAUAAGUUGAUCAUCAUUUUAAGAUUUUGUAAGUCAAAUGUUUUGUAAAGGGCACUGAACAAAUGUUAAUAAUACUAAUAUAUCCCUCCCCAUGUGCAGAAAAUGAAAGGUUAGCAUUAGAGGAAGAAAAAGCACAGCUUCAAAGGGAACUAGAGAAAGUAAAAGAAGAAACAGAAAAAGAAUUCAGGAAAGUGCAAGAUAAAUUCGCAAAAGCCGAGCAUGAACUAGAGUUCAGGAGGGCAUUGUCCUGUGCAGUCGAUAUCACUCUGGAUCCGAAAUGCACACAUGCCAAACUCAUCAUCAAAGAGAAGAAUAAAGUCAAAUAUAAUCAUUCCCCCUUAGAACAACCAAAAGAUCCUAAAGGACCUCUGAUUGCAGUGGCAAAUGAGGGGUAUAGUAAGGGGGAGAUGUACUGGGAGGUGGAGGUUGGAUACAAAUGUGAGUGGGAGCUGGGAGUACUUACUAUAACUGCAAGAAAAAGGCUAGAAGAGGAGAAGUUGGAAAAGCCACUAGAGGAGGGAUAUAUUGGUAUACGAUGGUUCCAGGGUAAGUUUCAUUGCACUGGAGGAAACAGCCUAAUUGAUGGCCAGAAUGAAGAAUGUGAAAUUGUAGGUGUUUUUCUGGACAUGAAUGAGCAAGUGCUGUCAUUUUAUAAUGUCCAGAAGAUGUGCCCUAUUCGGUCAAUCCCUUAUCUAUUCUCUGAGGAAAUGUAUCCUUUCUUCAAUCCUGGGAGUGAUGAUAGGUUCUUGGAAGUCCGAUCAGUAAGCAUCCCUAAAUGUUUAAUAUCCCUGUGAAAUAAAGUACUUCCGAUGUUUUCUACAUGUCACUGAGCCUUGUGUAAGAACUAGUUUACACCUGCUGCUUUGUUUUUGAUUAUUAUUUUUUUUAUACCUAAUGACUCGCAGUUAAUGUAAAUGCUCGAUUAGGAAGCCUAACUUUUGAAGUGAGGUGCUCUGCCUGUGUUUGCAAGUCAUCAUUGUUAGAUGUUGUUUCCAUCAGAUGAUAAUCAUAUAUUAUUGAACCAGCCUAAAGUGAUUGAUGGAGGGAGUGCUAUCCUGGAAACAGAAACCAAAGGGCAGGUAUCUGUUGCAGGUAUUACUAGAUCUAGUUCAGAAGAAGACAGAUUCAUUC
Messenger RNA from Lacerta agilis (Sand lizard), 1187 nucleotides. RefSeq names its product E3 ubiquitin-protein ligase TRIM39-like. Lineage: Eukaryota; Metazoa; Chordata; Lepidosauria; Squamata; Lacertidae. The record is from RefSeq and is a predicted model, not a curated record. Gene Ontology annotation, molecular function: protein binding. Bases 119 to 850 code for a protein of 243 amino acids. The transcript has 7 exons.